CUCCCCACGUGCGUGGUCUCCGCCACGGCGCCUCCAGCAUGGCCGCAGCUUGCAGCAACGGCCAGCCCGGGCCGGAGGCUCCUGCCCCGGCUGCGAUCUCGCACCCGGGCCGGCUCCUGGGGCAGAACCGGCAGUUCCUGGACUUCUUCUGGGACAUCGCCAAGCCCGACCAGGGGGUCCGCUUGGAGGCCACCGAGGGGCUGCUGAGCUACUUGCGGGAGAACCAGAAAGAUGAUGAGCUGUUGAAAUACACGCUGAAGCGCCUGAUCGAUGGAUUGGGAGCGACACGAGAGGCGGCCCGUCCGGGAUUCAGUUUGGCUUUGGCUCAGGUUCUGCAAGCUUUUGAGGAGAUCCCCCUCCUCACAGCCCUGGGACAGAUCAAAGAGAAAUAUCACCUCGGCAGAGUAAAGAAGAAGCUCUUCAGAAAUGCUCUGUUUGGAAACUUUUUUGGGGUGCUGGCUCUGUUCCAGUCCGGACGCCUUGCAAAGGACUCCAAGGCUCUCCUUGAGUGUGUCCAGCUUCUUCAGAGCCUUUCGGAGCACCACGCCCACCUGAAAGAUCUCCCGAGGAAGACAUUGGCCGACGUUGUCUCCGAGAUUCCUGAAACGGUGUUCGAAGAGGUCCUUUUCAACAUCUUGGAAGAUGACCUCACCUCAGCCUUCAGCACUCCAGGGCAGCUGUACCUCUUGCUGGUGGGCAUUCAGAGAUUCCCCAGAGUUCUCCGGCCAGAAAAACUGAAGGUCCUCCUGGGCUCAGCUGCUGUCGUCACAGCAGAAAACGUUCCCAAGCUGGUGGAGGUUUUGAAAAUGGCGGCCAAGUCUGAGAAGAAGGACCGAACUCUCCCAACGGUUGGGCUGGAUUUGAUGAAGGUCGCCCUGAAGGAAGGCACUUUUGAGCUGUUCUGGAAAGAAGCUGUGGAGAAGGGGUUGCUUAAAGAUAACGUCGGACCCUGCAGUUAUAUGUGCUAUCGGUUGCUGGGCAGUGCGCUCCCACUUCUGCCUCUUAGCCAGCUAAAGAUGGUUCUUCAAGGAGAAGUCAUGCGUCAAUAUGGAAUCCAUGUUGUGUCCAAUAAGCUGCCCGAUAGGUUUAAGUUUGCCCCGGAGAUGGAAGCCUACGUCAGCUCCUUCCUGGAGGGUUGCAGCGACGCCAAGAAGCAGCUGGCCGUGAUGGUUGGCUUCUCCACCCUCACCAACCAAGGCUACCCAGUCGUGCCCACCUUCUGGAGGGUGGUGCGGCAUUUGCUCCCCUCCGCGUUGCUGCAGUACAUUGCCUGGCUCCAGAACACGUUUCUCCACCCAGACCUGGGCGGCUGCGUGGAUUUUUCCACUAAGCGGCAGCAGCAGAACGAGAAGAAAACAGACGCCGACCUGACCGGGCACUGCGUUACACGGCUGAGGAAGUGGAUCAUUGCCCGUCUCAUUGGGAUAGUUGAAAAUCCACAGGUAAAGAGGGAAGAAGAGUUCGUCACCGGCGUAGCCAGGUUCUGCUUCUUCCACGCUUUUUUUGAAAUCAAGAAACCGACCCCCAAGAUUGCGGAGACCAAAGCCGCCCCGUCAGUGCCUCUGGAUAAGCUGUCUCGGGCAGUCGCCGCAGACUCGUUUUUCAGUUUGCUUCAGCACUUGAACACGAUGCCUGCCCUGGGGGACUCGGCCCAAGCGGAAGACAUGAGGAAGAAGCAUCAGCACGGCUUGGCCACCAGCGGAGACCCAUGGAUCUAUCUUGCCGUCCAGUAUGCCAAUCAGCUGCUUUCUCGCCCGGAGCAUGUCCGGGCGGUGGUGCCAUUCAGCGAAGAGGAACAACUCUCCUGGGACCAGAUGCUGCAGACGGUGGAAGCCUUGCGGGGGACACAGCAGAAGGACCACAGUUUGAAGACCGCCGCCUUCCAACACCUGCUUCUCCUAGUCGGCAUUCACCUUUUCAAGUCUCCUUCGGAGUGUGUGAACCUCCUAAAUGACCUGCAGAACUGCACCCAGAGGGCCUUUGGCGAGAAACCCAAGAAGAAGAAGAAGGUGGUCCCAGCUGGUGGCGAAGAGGAGCCCAGCUGGGUGGAAGUGAUUGUAGAAGUUCUGCUCUCCCUUCUCGCCCAGUCCAGUGGAUUGAUCCGACGGGUUUGCAAGAGCGUUUUUGGCCUCGUGUGCCAGCACAUGACGCGGGGCGCCCUGCAGCUCGUCUUGGACGUCCUUGACCCGCAGCGAGACCAGGAUGAAGAAAGCGCUGUUGUCGUGAUGGAAGAAACUCAGAAGCAGAAGAAGAAAUCUUUGCCGGAGAAAGCGAGCAAAGACGACGACAGCAGUGGGAGUUCUUCUUGCGAAGACAGCUCUGAAGAAAGCGACAGCGAGAGCGACCCGGAAGGGAUGGACGUUCAGGAGACGGAGAGCGAGGGCGACGCGGACGAGAAUUUCCGUGCCAUGUUGAGGAACGUUUUGCAAGCCAAGAACGCUCUGGAUGGAGACGUCAGCGAUGAAGACGUUGAUGACGAGACCAUGAUGUCCCUCGAUGAAAACCUGUCGGCCCUCUUUGCUGAGCAACAGAAGCGCAUCCAGGCCAAGAAGGACGAGAAAGAAAAAAUCCGGAAGGAGAAAAUCUUACGCCGGGAAUUCAAAAUUAAGGUCCUGGAUUUGGUCGAGGUAUUUCUGACCAAGCAGGCGGAGAACCCGCUCGUCUUCAGCGUCAUCGAUCCCCUCCUCUCUGUGAUCGAGCAGAGCAUGAGCUCAGAGUCCAACAAGCAAGAACAAGAUUACCUCCGGAAGACCGCGGAUAUCUUCACCAAUGCUUUAUGCAGAUCCAAGCAGUACUGCAAAAAUGUGGCCCCCAUCUGCGAGCAGCUGCACGCCCAGCUCGAAAGCCUGGUAAAGAGAGCUUCCAAGCAGAGCGACUCCUCGGUAGCCCUCUACUGCUUCAGUGCGUCUCUGUACCUCUUCCGAGUGUUGAGGGGAAAUGCCGGUGCUGGCGAAGUGACGCAGCCGAAAAAGAAGCUCAAGAGCAGUGAAGGAAGCGAUGCGCCCGCUGGUCAGCCCCCUGCUAUCGGCAGCGUGGACCUGGCGCGGGUGACCACUGUGUACGAGGAGGCUUUGAACUCGUUUCUGACUAAACGCAAGAGCCCGCUGACAGGAUCCAUGUUUCUCGACCUCUUUGAGCGCCACCCGGUCAUGUGCAAGCAACUCAUUGACACGGUUGUAAAGUCCAUCACAGAAGGGGCCCGACAGCACCAACAGACCCAGGCGUGCAUGCUUCUCCAGAAAGUUCUGCAGGCCCGAGAUUUCAGACUCUUGUUGUCUGAAAAAGAAUGGGAGGACUUGAUUAGAGAGAGUACCAGCCAAGUUGCAGAGACUUUAAAGACAGCGGGUGAGUUCAAGGUCAAAGUGGACCAAGAGAAGGUCAUCAAAUGUCUGGAGCUGCUGAACUACCUCAUCAGGACGGUGAUCAAACAGGAGCUGAGUGUGGAUCUGGUCGAGCUGCGUGGCGUACUCCAGGUGUUGGGUCAACACGAAGUCUUUAGGAAGUCCACACGACUGGAUGAUCACUUCUGGAACGUCAUGAAACUCCUGGGCUUCACGCGGCCUGCCAAGGUGAAGGCCCCAUCCCAGCCGAAGGUCCCAACUGAAGCUGAACCCCUGAAGCGGAAGAAAAAGGGUUUCCUACCAGCCACCAAGAUACGCAAGAACCGCAAGAAGGUUCCGCCUGGGCAGACCCAGGAGACCAGCGCUGAGAGCAAAGAAGCCGUCACAGGGGCCGCUGACGCCACCCCUGUGGGGAAGAAGCGGAAAAGGAAGAAGAAGAACAAGAACCGAGCAGGAGGAGGAGGAGGAGGGGAGAGCCACGGAGCGGAGCGUGGUCCUCCAGCGAAGAAGGCCACGCGGCCACCGGGCGAUGCCAAAGAGGCAUCUGACACACAGCAAGGCAAGAAGAGGAGGAGGAAGAAAAAGGGAAAGGCAGAGACUCAAUUUGCGAAGAGCGGAAGUGACUGAGCAUUGGGCAGGGGCUGAUUUUAUAAAUGUACAGAGUCCGUGUUUUGCACCGUUUGGUUUUAAUCGUUUAUCUACGUUGCUGAGCGUAGGUGUGCAGGGAUUUCUGCUUUUUGAUUCAGGCCCCAGAAUUAGAAUUACAGGGCAAAUAUCCCCCUGUGUCAUUCCGUUCGUGCCAGUGGCGCUGAAAUAGCGGAACCUUCAUCCCACCCGUCAGGCUUGCACAAGCAGGCAUGCAAGCGCUUGUGCAUUUUGCUUGUGCAACCCGUUGUGCAAGUGUAACAACGGGCAACCGCUUGGGCGAGAGAAAGCUUCGGCGAGCGCUGUUUGAGUUUGCAGAAUGACACGGUUGGAUUCUGCCCCUUGUAGUAUACUACUACUGGUAGUACCAAAGUACUACAGGUAGUACUAAAGUACUUGUGAUUCUUCCUCUGUGCUCCAGAGCAAGUAGCCUUGGAACACUAAAGGGUUAACACACACAGGGGGGGAAAACACACCCCAAAGAGGCAGAACACACACAGGGGGGAAAAACACACCCCAAAGAGGCAAAACACACACAGGGGGGAAAAAACACACCCCAAAGAGGCAAAACACACACAGGGGGAAAAAAAAAACACCCCAAAGAGCCAAAACACAAACACUGCCACAUUCUGGUUUUGUAGCAAAACAACAUCUUCUAUUUGAUGCUGAUCAGCUAAUGCACAACCUACUUACUGAACACAUUUCUACUUUUGGACAACUCCCAGAUUAAUAAUGAAACCUCUUCAAUUAAAUAUGCUGAUCUUUUAAUUACAGAAGGCUGCAAGUUAUUUUAUGGUUGGAUCUAUGAAGUUUUUGAUACAAUAUUUAUAGUAUCAAUUAUUUUGCUACUCCCUAGAGACAAAUGU
Messenger RNA from Elgaria multicarinata webbii, 4852 nucleotides. RefSeq names its product MYB binding protein 1a (gene MYBBP1A). NCBI's taxonomy places the organism in Eukaryota, Metazoa, Chordata, Lepidosauria, Squamata, Anguidae. Bases 39 to 3968 code for a protein of 1309 amino acids. Gene Ontology annotation, molecular function: transcription corepressor activity; transcription factor binding; RNA binding. The transcript has 27 exons. Gene Ontology annotation, cellular component: nucleolus. Gene Ontology annotation, biological process: regulation of DNA-templated transcription. The record is from RefSeq and is a predicted model, not a curated record.